This is a messenger RNA of Tympanuchus pallidicinctus (lesser prairie-chicken), 1513 nucleotides long. Its product is annotated as homeobox protein vex1-like. Gene Ontology annotation, biological process: regulation of transcription by RNA polymerase II. Gene Ontology annotation, molecular function: DNA-binding transcription factor activity, RNA polymerase II-specific; RNA polymerase II cis-regulatory region sequence-specific DNA binding. Bases 345 to 1139 code for a protein of 264 amino acids. The transcript has 2 exons. The record is from RefSeq and is a predicted model, not a curated record. Lineage: Eukaryota; Metazoa; Chordata; Aves; Galliformes; Phasianidae.
UGAGCUCUCACAGAAGAGUCCUCUGUCCAUCGUCACCAGCCCCUCCCGAAUCCUCCUCCUUCGUCCCAGGGAAAAAAAAAACUGAAAAUCGCGAUGUGCUUGGAGUCGGGGGCACAACGGCCAUUUCAGGCCGCAACGUGGUUAUCAGAGCUGUACGGCCAGGGGGUGACUCAGGGCUGAACUUGGCGCCAGGUCAGGCAGCCUUGAGCCCCGCUAACUGCGGCGCUCAGAGAUUAGGCGGAUGUAACAAUCACCUGAGAGGGAGAUUAAAGGCCUCUCAACGGAGCCCUUUGUUCUCGGCCUCAUUUGAUGCUCGGAGAGCCACGCCGCGGAAAACGCUUUAAAUGUUUGCCCCCAGCGCCGGGACGGUUUCAGAGAACGGGGAAAGCCCCACCAUCAUGGAGAAGGGCCGCUUCUCCGUGGAGUGGUUGGCGCAGAGCAGCAGCAGCGGGGGUAACAGCACAGCACAGGGAGAGUGCGGGGCGCGCGGCGGGACCGCAGCUGCCGGCCGUCGGGAGAACAACAGCGGCACGUGCGGCACUGCCCGCCUCGCCGCCCCUCCGACGCCGCUCUCCCUUCCCACAACGCACCCGGCCCCGCGGCGCUGCAGCCCCGCGCACGAGGUGGAGGCGGGAGGCGGCGUGCGGCCCCGCACCAAAUUCUCGGCGGCGCAGCUGCAGGAGCUCGAGCGGAGCUUCCGCGAGCAGCGCUACAUCGGCGCCAGCGAGAAGAGGCGGCUGGCUGCGGCUCUGGACCUCUCGCAGAGCCAGAUAAAAACCUGGUUUCAGAAUCGCCGCAUGAAAUUUAAACGCGAGACACAGGAUGCCAGGGUAGAAGCCCUUGUUUCAGGCCUGUUCCUGCCCUAUCACCAGUACCCGGAUACGGUGACACCCAGCUGUCUUCAUGGGUUGGAUAUCAGUGUUUCCUCUACCCUGAGCGCUCCCCUGCACCCAGCAGGGCUCAGCCCGUCCCUGCUGGCGCCCCCUGUUCCAGCACAGCUCUCACAGGCAGCUUUGCCAGGCACAGCUUUGCUGCUUCCCCCCGGCCCAGCACUGCCUGCAUACUCCGCUGUGAUCCCAGCUGUGACUUUAACCAACGACCACAAAGGACUGAGAUUCCAGCCCUACCUACCUUGUUAACAAUGCCAAAGAUUAUCUGUAAGCUGCCAAAUAUCUAAAGAGUAAUUAUUUAUAUUAAAUAUAUGUGUGACUUAUUUUUUUAUAUCUUUUCCCCUAAUGUUAAAAAGAAAUAAAGGCCUCGAGGUAUAAUACUGAGAGUGGAAGAGGAAGAUCUGAAACUUGUACAGCCUUCGGUUCUUUGUACUGAAACACUUUUCCCGGAGUUUGUUCUCAGAAAACAGCCUAUAAUCACAUGCGGUUCUUCACAGAGAAAAGGGAGUGUUUAUUAUAUGUAUGCAGUAGCUACAUGAUGAACUAUAUGGAGGACACAGUGAUAGCUGUUCACAAGGGACUUUUAAGAAAAGGCUUGUCAAUGACAUCAAACAAAUUAAAAU